AUGAAUCAAUUUCAACAUUCUCAAUCUUCACAAAACAAUAUUAUGAAUAUUACAAAAAAGAUAGAUCAUAAAUUCAAUUCAAUUGAAAAUAAAAUUUUCAAUCCAAAUCAACAGAAUCAUAAUGAUGAAAAUAUCAUCAAAUUAUUAUACAAUCAUUUACAUCGACCACUUUCUCAACAUUUACGACCUCGUGAAUUAUAUACAAAUGAAUGGUUUUAUACAAAAAGUAAUGAUAUUUUAUUUGAUUAA
Messenger RNA from Rotaria sp. Silwood1, 249 nucleotides. The record is from the annotation of a GenBank genome assembly. NCBI's taxonomy places the organism in Eukaryota, Metazoa, Rotifera, Eurotatoria, Philodinida, Philodinidae.